UUUGUAUUUUUAAAUGCAGAUCUGAAUAUUCUACAAGCAUUCCCAUGUCUGAGUAGAUUAGGGGACAAAGAAAAUGCUCCUUUAAUUGAGGCUGAGAUUCGACAUCGAAUGAACAAAUCUGGUUUGUCCUUGGUUGGUUGGUACCACAGUCAUCCCCAUCGUUCUGCCAGUCCAACACUACGGGACAUUGACUGCCAAAUGACAUAUCAACUGAAGAUGAAGGGUGUGGGAUCCGUAUACCAUCCUUGUUUAGGUUUCAUCAUUGCUCCCUAUAAUAAGAGUUCUAAGAAGAAAGAAUCAACUUUCCGAGCUUUCUGGGUAAUGCCACCCCUUGUCGAGGUAAGUGAUGACCACUGGCCAGACUACUGGUUCAAUGAUUCAACCAAUUUGUUUUCUUAA
Messenger RNA from Octopus bimaculoides (California two-spot octopus), 399 nucleotides. RefSeq lists its product as uncharacterized. NCBI's taxonomy places the organism in Eukaryota, Metazoa, Mollusca, Cephalopoda, Octopoda, Octopodidae. The record is from RefSeq and is a predicted model, not a curated record. Gene Ontology annotation, molecular function: metallopeptidase activity; protein binding.